Molecule: messenger RNA, 3011 nt
Organism: Bactrocera tryoni
Lineage: Eukaryota; Metazoa; Arthropoda; Insecta; Diptera; Tephritidae
Gene: ova
Exons: 5
Coding region: 471-2765 (764 amino acids)
Biological process (GO): regulation of transcription by RNA polymerase II
Cellular component (GO): nucleus
Molecular function (GO): RNA polymerase II cis-regulatory region sequence-specific DNA binding; DNA-binding transcription factor activity, RNA polymerase II-specific
Source: RefSeq, a predicted model, not a curated record
UUUACAUUGAAAAGCACUGUAAAAAAGGCUAUCGUAUUUGUAAUUUGUAGUUAUACAAAAAUGUACUGGUGAAAAAAUAAAGAAAAUAAGCCCCACAAGAGCUUAAACUAAUACAUUUGGUGAAAAUUAAUAUCAGAUGAUUAAAAGUUCUAUGCAUUAGCAAACACUUUCCCCAGCAAUAGGAACAGUACAAAGCAGUUGGGAAUAGUUUGCGUUUGUUGCGGCCAUAUUUGUGAGCUCCGAAUUUAGCUUGAGAGUUUGCUUCAAGGGGAGUGCAUCUAGUAGAAUCCUUCAUUGUACAAUCUGCGCAUGCCAAGCGGUCUAAUUUUAUUGGAUCGAAGGACUUUACCCUGUUAAGGAGUUAAAAGGCUCUGGUUGCAGAAUAGUGGAAGUGGCUUUUUUUAUAAUAAGGCACCCAGAGCAAGCGCCGCCGCUUUUCAUUUGUUGCAAGCAUAAAGGAUCCUAAAGAGAUGGAUGAACAAGAGGAAGUUCAACAAAAUAUGAUAUCGAAUUUACCAUUAUUGUUCGCUAAUGGCUAUCCAACAUCAUUGGAAAAAAUAACAGAGUCACAACUUGAAAAAUUCAUACCAUUUAUGGUACGUUGUUCGCUUGGUCACAUAAACUUUCAAGAAAAAACAGACUGCAGCGAACCGGAGUGGUGGCCUGAAGAUUUUCCAUUCACCAUACCAUUUACGAAGCCGAAAAAAUUUACUGGCAAUUGGGCGCAAAAAAUGAAGGAAAUAAUUAUAAUAUGCUAUCAAUUUCAUAGAAGCGUUUUUCUGCUUCGCUUCUGCAACGAUUUAGCAGCCUAUGAGCAUGCGAGUCUGCGCUUUAUAAACAACUACAAUUCGACAACAUCACUCUUUGAACGACGUAGCAAUAAAUUGUUGGUGACAUUUAGAAAUGAAAAUAUGUCAUAUGAUCAACCGCAACGCAGUCGGAAAUGUUUGAUGCGUCAAAAGUCAAAAAGUGGCAAUCAAGAGAGAUCGGAUGCCGAACAAAUAAUGGUCGAACCAGCACCAUUCGAUAUUUAUUUAUGCGACAAUUGCGAUGCUGAACUGUAUUCGAAAGAAGCUAUUUCGGAACAUGAAAAGACUUGCAACGUGGAGGACGACGAUGACGAUGUCAUUUUAUGUGAUACACCUGAACCUAGCGAAAACACUGUGCAGUCGACAGAUUCGAAACGAAAUACAGAAGACAAUGAGCUACGUAAUGGAUUCCUACUUAAUUUUAACCUGCAAUGCCGUGACGAUAACAAAAAUGGUAAAGUUCCAAGCAAGAAUGAAGCGUUAGGUGCGUCAAAGGAAACUAAAGACGAGAAAAGCGGAUUCAUGAUUAUUGAUAAAAACAAACGUAUGCCACGACGAAAUCGUGCUGUACAUUCGUUAGCACGUUGUGCCACAAUACCGUUGUCAUCGCCUGCCGGACAACUACUAUUGCGUACUACAAAAACUGCCAUGACACCAGAAUAUUUAUCGGAGCGACUUGAACGCGUAGAGCGUUUCUGUUUUGCGCCCUUACUCUCAAAAUCCCAAACGAAACCGAAAUAUUUUGAGAAAAAGCACACAUUCACCAAUACACAUUGUACAUUUAAAAAGCCACAAGACUAUAGUUCGCAUGUCUAUGUAUUUCCACGUCGGCAAUUCUCACAACGAAGACGUACUGAAAGUUUUCUAUUCUUAAAUUCUUCACUAAUAAGACGCUGCCGUCCAAUUUCGGUGCGGCUAAAGAAAAUUACCGAUAACGAGGUGAAAACCCGACGCUCAUUACCAAAUACGAAAUUAAAUAUCAAACUAACACGUGAUGCUACACGACGUUCCAAUUGGAAAAUCUCGUCACCAUCAACCGAAAUAAUAGUGGAUACAAUAGAUUUGUGUUCAUCGGAUGAGGAAGAAUGUCGUAUUAGGAGUAGCGGCGAUUGUAUUAGUAGUAAUGAUAGUAGGAAAACACAUGUUCUACAAAGAUAUAGCGAACCUGGCCCUAGCAUUGAAAUAACACGCCAAACGCUAGCAACAUUCACCAGCAAUAAUAUCGCCACCAAAACCGCCGCAAAAAGUGCACUAACAAUUACUAGUGGCAAUGGUAAAAAGUUAAGUCUCAAAGAAAUUUCAUUAUUUCCCAUACGCAAAUCGACGCGUACCAAUGGACCGGCUAAAGGACCAGAUAAGCCCCCAAUACGCGCUACAGCAAUUGCCAGCACACGUUUAUCUUUGACACACACCUCAAAUCUAGCUGUGAAUAGUUCCUCAACGGCAGCCACAACCCAAGCGCUAACCGCACCGGCCAUCAGCGAUGAGAGUAAAAAAUCUUCCACUAUCGACAUAAAUGCACUACUAAAUCCAAUACCUACUGCAAUAUUCGCCACCUCAACGGAUAAUAGUAUUUCAUUACCAAAACCAUUGCAACCGUCAGUUUAUAUAUUUUCAAAUUAUGCCGCUAACGCAUUGACCUCAACAGUGCCAACAACAAAUAAUGAUAUUACAACAACGAACGCUGGUAAUACAUUUAGAAACCAAAAUCAGGAAAAUCAUGCACAAAAUGGCACCACCACAGCUGCAGGGCUUGUUGUCAAACAUCAAAUAACCAAUAAUAGUGCAACACCAACACUAACACCCGACUGGUAUCCCGAAUUGAAUGCGUUAGCGACAAGCACCAAUACAAAUUUAAGCAAUUCGAAACAAACACACCUGGCGGAACGCGAACGUGCGCGUAGCCUGUCUUUAGUUUCGCCAAGUCGUGUUAUAUCAAUUGAUCUGACCUCUUAAUUUUGUAUGCUAAUAAGUAACUUUUUAUUGCUAUUAUUACAAUAAUUAAUAUGAUUGCUAUACAUUUAUACAAAAGCUAGUUUAAAUUUAUCUAUCGCUCACAUUAAAAUUAUUAUCAAAAGAGUGUUUCAAGACCUAAUCACACACACACACACUUUGAUAGUUUGUAUGUAUGUACGUACAUAAGGCUAUAUUGUUGAAAUGUACCUUGUACUACAUGCUUGUAUAUUAGAGUGUCCGUUAUUU